AUGAAAAGCGGCACGCCGCCGGAGCGGCACCCCACGCCGUGGGGGCUGAUCGGCCGCCCCCCUAUCCACCCCGACGCCUACCUCCGCGAGGACCUCUGCUUUCAGAUGUUGGAGUGCUGCCAGACCAAAGGCCCCCCUCUCGAGCGAAUCUCCCGCGUUCUCCACUCGGAGGUGCCGAUCGUCCGUCUUUACGGCGUUACCGCGCGUGGGGAGAGCGUGUUAGCGCAUUGCUACAACUACGAGCCUUAUUUAUGGGUGGAGGCGCCCCCAGGGUGGGUGCCCGCGUACGCCGGGAUCUUUCGCGGCAAAUUAAACGCGUAUUUUCUCGCGCAAGGGAUGCCGGAGGCGGUGGUGCGCGUGGAGCUCCACCAACGGCGGAGUGUGAUGUUCUUCGCCGAGGCAGGGCUCACCCCACAUCUACGGAUCGUCGUGCAGCUCCCACAACACAUCCCGAAGCUGCGGGUGUUGCUCUCGGAGAUCGGGGUGGAGUGCGCGGAGGCGUGGGUGGGGAUUCGGACUUUUCCGACCUUUGAAAGCAACGUGAUCUUCCCGCUGCGGUUUCUCGUGGAUAACGAGAUGGGCGGCUGCAACUGGGUGACCAUCCCGCGUGGGGAGUUCAUCGCGUACGCGUGCAAAACGUCCACCUCGCAGAUCGAGAUCGCCUGCUCGCACGAGGCGGUGCACAAUCACGAGCCGACCGGGGCGUACCUCUCCAUCGCGCCGUUUCGGAUUCUCUCCGUGGAUAUUGAAUGCCAAGGCCGGAAAGGGCUCUUCCCGGAGCCGGAGCAGGAUCCGGUGAUUCAGAUUUGCAAUCACUGCGUGGAGUACGGCAACGAGGCGGCGCCGCUGGCGAAGGCGGCGUUUUGUCUAAAAAGCUGCGCACCGAUCGCGGGGGCGAACGUGUACGCGUACGAAACUGAAGCGGAGCUACUGUUGGCGUGGGUAAGCUUCUUAAAGACGCUGGAUCCGGAUAUUUUGACGGGGUAUAACAUCUGCAACUUUGACUUUCCCUACCUGCUAAGCCGUGGCACUGCGCUGCGUGUGGAGCGGCGUUUUCACUUUUGGGGGCGCCAAAUUCACGAGUGCACGAUCGCCCGGGAUAAAAAGUUUCAAUCCAAGCAGAUGGGCAACCGCCGGUACACGGAGAUCACGUUGGAAGGGCGGAUCGUGAUGGACGCGAUGGUGGUAAUCCAGCGGGAUCACAAGCUCCGCUCGUACUCCCUCAACGCGGUAUCCCAGCACUUCCUUGGCGAGCAAAAAGAGGACGUCCACCACUCCAUCAUCGCGGAUCUCCAGCAAGGCAACGACGAAACGCGCCGGCGAUUGGCGAUUUACUGCUUGAAGGAUGCCUACCUCCCGGUGAAGCUGCUGGAUCGCCUGAUGUGCAUCGUCAACCACGUCGAGAUGGCGCGGGUAACCGGGGUGCCGAUCGGAUGGCUGCUCGAGCGCGGGCAACAGAUCAAAAUCUUCUCCAUGCUUCUCCGAAAAUCGCGAAAACGAAACCUGGUCAUCCCUUCCAUGGAGUACGGCGGCGGAAACGAUCACGGCUACGAGGGCGCGACGGUGAUUGAGCCGAUCAAAGGGUUUUACAACUGCCCCGUCGUCACCCUCGACUUCGCCUCGCUGUAUCCGUCCAUUAUGAUCGCACACAACCUUUGCUACUCGACGUUGGUGCCCAAGCGGAACGUCGGGGCGUACCCCCCUGAGAUGGUGGAGCGCUCCCCGAGCGGGGAUGUGUUUGUCAAAAAAGACGUCUUCCCCGGGGUGUUGCCGGAGGUGCUGCAGGAUUUACUCGCGGCGAGGAAACACGCGCGCGCAAUGAUGAAGGAUUGGCCGAUGCAUUCCCUGGAGUAUAAAGUCCUGAAUGGUCGUCAGCUCGCGCUGAAGGUGAGCGCGAACUCCGUCUACGGCUUCACCGGUGCGCAGUUCGGUAAGCUGCCGUGUUUGGAGAUCAGCUCCUCCACGACGGCGUAUGGACGACAGAUGAUUGAGCAGACGAAGAACCUCGUGGAAGAGUUAUACCCGACGACGAAGGUGCUUUACGGGGAUACGGAUUCCGUCAUGAUUAAAUGCCUCACCGACGAAAACGCGCCGGAUAAAGAACGGCUGCAGGUCGCGAUGGAUUUCGGCAAAACCGCCGCCGAUUGCGUUUCUAAGCACUUCCUCCAGCCAAUCAAGCUGGAGUUCGAAAAGGUGUACUUUCCCUAUCUGUUGAUGAACAAAAAGCGCUACGCCGGAUUGCUGUGGACGAACACGGCGAACUACGACAAGCUCGACGCCAAAGGAAUCGAAACGGUGCGGCGGGAUAACUGCCCGCUCGUCGCGCGCGUGAUCUCCGGCGUGCUCAACCGCAUCCUCAUCCACCGCUCGGUUGAGAGUGCGGUGGAGUUCGUGAAAGGCACGAUCAGCGAUCUCCUGCUUAAUCGGUUGGAUAUCUCGAAUUUGGUGAUCACCAAGGCGUUUUCGAAGUGGGAGGACGAGUAUGUCGGGGCGCAGGCGCAUAUUAAGCUCGUCGAGCGAAUGCGGCAACGCGAUCCGGCGUCGGCCCCGACCAUCGGCGAUCGCGUCGCGUACGUCAUUAUUAAAGCCGAAAAAGGCGCGAAGGCCUACGAACGAAGUGAGGAUCCGAUCUACGUCCUGGAAAACAACAUCCCGAUCGAUACGCAGCACUACCUCGAGCAUCAACUCGCGCAACCCUUGCAGCGCGUCUUUGAGGCCGUCCUGGACGACCCGCGAAUUCUCAUCCAUGGCGAUCACACCCGCCAUAUCGCGAUCGCGGCGCCGAGCAAAACCGCGAGUGGGCUGAUGAAAUUCGUGAAACUUCACGCGCAGUGCGUCUCCUGUCGUGCGAUUCUCAAAGACGAGGAAGGGGCGUUGUGCGCGAGCUGCAGCGAUCGCGCGCCGGAGGUCUACGGCCGGAUCGUCGCCAAACGCAACCACUACGAGGCGAUCUACGCGCAGGUCUGGACGCAAUGCCAGCAAUGUCAAGGCUCGCUCAAUCAGGAGGUGAUCUGCACGAGUAGAGAUUGCCCGGUGUUUUACGCCCGCAAGAAGGUCCAAAAGGAUCUGUACGAGCAGCAAAGCCUGCUCGAUCGCUUCGGGGUGGUCAAUGAUUGGUAG
Messenger RNA from Phytomonas sp. EM1, 3120 nucleotides. Lineage: Eukaryota; Euglenozoa; Kinetoplastea; Trypanosomatida; Trypanosomatidae. The record is from the annotation of a GenBank genome assembly.